AUGGAAUUGAGUUUGCCUUAUCUGAUUUGGAUAUUGGGCCCUGGGCCCAAGCUCUCUCCCGCCACUGAUGACGUGGCCUAUGAUCAAGAAAAUCCCAAGCAACAACUCCAAAUGGGGGAGGCGACCAAGCAAUAUUACCUGCGGAAAAUCCAGGAGCUGGAACUCCAGCUCCUCCACAAGAACCUUGAAUUGGAAAGCAUUAUGGUCCAAUGCUACGAUCUCGGCACUCAAGUGAAAAUGCUUAAAGGAGAGAUGCGGUCUGUUUCUGAAGAACGGAGUUCUUAUGUUGGAGAAGUCAUCAAAGUUCUCAAAGAUGCGGGUAAAUGUAAGGUGAUGGUGAAGAUUAAUCCAACUAUUGAGAAAUUAGUUGUGGAAAUUGGUGAGGGCAUUGAUAUUACAAAGCUCACUCCAUCAACUCGAGUUGCUCUUCGUCCUGGCACCUAUGUGAUCCACGAGAUACUUCCUAAUAAAGUGGAUCCCUCAGUAAAGCUUAUGAAAGUUAAGAAAGUUCCUGAUACCACUUACGAUAUGAUUGGUGGCCUUGACAAGCAAAUCAAAGAGCUCAGGGAGGUCUUCGAGUUCCCAAUUAAGCAUCCUGAACUGUUUGAGGGUAUUGGGAUAACUCAACCCAAGGGAGUAAUUCUAUAUGGGCCACCUGGUAAUGGAAAAACACUGGUUGCUAGGGCAGUUGCUCAUCAUGCUAACUGUAGUUUUAUAAAAUGUUCUGGGUCUGAGUUAGCUCAGAAGCACAUUGGUGAAGGGGCUCGGCUGGUCAGAGAAAUUUUUCUUUUGGCCAGGAAAUUUGCUCAAUCAAUCAUCUUCAUAGAUGAAAUUGACAGUAUAGGAUCUGCUCGAGCACUAUCAAAUAAUAGUGAAGUGCAGCGGACUAUGUCGGAGCUACUAAGUCAACUGGAUGGAUUUGAAGAAUCAAAUGAGAUCAAAGUUUUGAUGGCUACAAACCGUAUUGAUAUAUUGGAUCCAGCCCUCCUUAGGUCUGGACGUAUUGACAGGAAGAUUGAAUUCCCAAAUCCCAGUGAGAAGUCUCGCGUGGAUAUUUUGAAAAUUCACACAAGGAAAAUGAAUUUGAUGCGUGGGAUUGAUCUGAAGAGGAUAGCAGAGAAGACGCAUGGUGCUUCUGGUGCAAUGCUUAAGGCAGUCUGCACUGAAGCUGGAAUGUUUGCCCUGAGGGAAAGGAGGCCUCAUGUAACACAGGAGGAUUUCGAUAUGGCAGUGGAAAAAGUGAAAAAGAUGGAAGAGAAGAAAAACACUGAAAAGGAGGAAAACAUUUCCCUGCAACAGAUUUGGAAGUAAAAUUUUCAGUCAAUUCAAUGGUUUGUUUCAGGUUUUGCAAAUUGGAAGUUCUGCUACAUUAAUUUCAUCUUCUUCUGAAGGAUCAAGAAUUUGAGUCUACUUGGUGCGUAAAUGUGAAAAGAUUAAGCACUUGUUCAAAAUC
This is a messenger RNA of Hevea brasiliensis (rubber tree), 1453 nucleotides long. Its product is annotated as 26S proteasome regulatory subunit 8 homolog A-like. Gene Ontology annotation, biological process: proteasome-mediated ubiquitin-dependent protein catabolic process. The transcript is spliced from 10 exons. Bases 1 to 1311 code for a protein of 436 amino acids. Gene Ontology annotation, cellular component: proteasome regulatory particle, base subcomplex. Gene Ontology annotation, molecular function: proteasome-activating activity; ATP hydrolysis activity; ATP binding. NCBI's taxonomy places the organism in Eukaryota, Viridiplantae, Streptophyta, Magnoliopsida, Malpighiales, Euphorbiaceae. The record is from RefSeq and is a predicted model, not a curated record.